AUGUUAGCACUACGAAAACAACAACAGCAGCAGCAACAUCAACAACAUCAGCCAUCUCAAUUUACUCAUUCUAAUACACAUUUAAAUUCAAAUGGUGGUACGAGAUUAUCAUUAGGUUCUGCAACAAGAUCAUCAACAUUUCAAACAUCUAAUUUAUUCAAUAAUCUGAAAAAUCAAAACCAAAAUCAGAAUCAACCUAAUGGUAAUAGUAAUAACCUCAAUUUGCACAAUCAUUUUAAUAAUAAUUCAAAUUUAAGACAAACACCUCAAUUUAAUUCACAACCUACUUUUAAUAAUGAAGCAACACCAAUAUCUAACAAUAGAAAGAGAGGGGCAUUAUUUGCAAACGCUCCUUCAACAAAUAGAAAACGUCAAAGUAUAGGUAUACCGUCUCUGCAAGGUCUGCAAAUUUCUGAAAGUUCACAAAAACAACAACAACCACAACCACCACAACUGAUUCAACCACUUUCAUUUGCAUCAUCUCAAACACCAGUGUCAUCACAACAACUCCCAUCUCAAUUAAGAUCCAAUUAUCAACCAUCAUAUCCAACACUAGACAAAUUAAGAGAAAGAGCAAAUCAAGAAAUAAUGCAACAAACAAUAUACAAAUUUCUUGUUACAAAUAAAUUUGAUUUGAAAUCAUCAAUAAAUCUAAAUGAGAAUUUACUAAAAGUACCGACUCAACGGAAUUUUUAUGAGAUAUUCAAAUUCCUUUAUAAAUUUAUUGAUCCUUAUUAUAUUUUCCAAAAAUCAGUUGAUCAAGAAACUAUUUUUAUACUAAAUUCAUUACAAUAUCCACUACUAAAACAAAUACCAAAAUUACACUUUAAUGCAGUUGGUGGACAAAAUUGGCCAACUUUUUUAGCAAUACUAAAUUGGAUGGUUGAAUAUGUAUCCACUUUAAAUAGUGAGCCAGAAAAUUUUUAUACAACUGAAGAUGAUUUUGAUAGAAUAUUUAUGAAAUAUAGUUAUACCUGUUAUUUGAAAUUUUUGGAUGCUGAUGAAAAUUAUGAAUUACCUCAUGAAAUAAUGAUCAAGUCAUUCAAUGAAGAAAUUGAAAAUUAUAAACAACAAGAAGAAGAAACUAUAAUACAGAGUGAAAAAUUAGAUGAAAACUUCAAUCAAAGAUUAAUUGAGUUGAAAUUAAAAGAUGAUGCUGAUAAGAAAACAUUUGCAUUAGAAGAUGAUUUUGAAAAAUUACAUAGAUAUAAUGAAGAAGUUAAAAAGAGAAUACCUGAUUGGGAUAAAAGGUUGAAAAAAUUACAAGAUGAAAUAUUAUUAAGUAAUAAACAAAUGGAGAAUUUAUCAUUGGAAAAGAAACAACUAGAAAAAGAAUUUGAAGAUAGAGGUAUAUCUAUAAAGUACAUAAAUGAGUUAGAAUUAAAACGUGAUAAAUUGUCAAAAUCAAUAGAUAAUGAAACUAUUAAAUUAGAGAAUAAAAAAGAUGAAUUAGAAAUAAGGAUAUCCGAUGUUGAUAGAAAAAUAAUAAAUCUUGAAAAAUUAGUACGGCGUUAUAAUGCAAUUGUUGAAACAUUAAAUUACAACACCAAUAACUCAAAUAAUUACGGAUUAGCUUUAAAAGAUUUAAAAGAUUUCUCACAUGCAUUUUCAAGAGAUGAAUUAUUUCAAAAUAAAAAAAUAGAUGAUGAAAAAUCAAUGUUAAUUUCAUUACGUGAUGAUAUCAAAAAUCAAAUUCUUCGAUUCAGACAAGAAUUUAAAAAUAUUGAAGAACAAUAUGAAUUAAAACAACAAAUAGUAUUAGAACAAAGAAUAACAUUAAAUGAUAAAUUAGAUAAAGAAAAUAUGAGUAAAAAAAGAAAUGAUAAAAGAUCACAAGAUAUUUUUAACUUACAAGCAACAAUGUCAAGAGAUAUAGAAGAAAGAGAACAACAAACAAGAGAUACGAAAACCUCCAUGACAACAAAUACUUUAAAUCAUGAAAGAGAUUUUCAAGAUGCUCAUUUAAAUCAAAAAGUUAUUGAACAAGAUAUUCAAGUCAAAAGGCAGUUGAUGAUUGAAGAAAUUGAAAAUGUUGCUACUUCUGUCUUGAAUUUUAGGAAUGAUGUUGCUGAGAAAUUCAUUGCUGCAGCUGAUCUGAUUAUCUGA
Lodderomyces jiufengensis is the source of this 2106-nucleotide messenger RNA. RefSeq names its product kinetochore-associated Ndc80 complex subunit. Lineage: Eukaryota; Fungi; Ascomycota; Pichiomycetes; Serinales; Debaryomycetaceae. The transcript has a single exon. Gene Ontology annotation, cellular component: Ndc80 complex. The record is from RefSeq and is a predicted model, not a curated record. Gene Ontology annotation, biological process: attachment of mitotic spindle microtubules to kinetochore. Bases 1 to 2106 code for a protein of 701 amino acids.